AUGACGCAAGAAAGCGUAAAGGUCGUGGUGCGCUGCAGGCCGAUGAAUGCCAAGGAGCGAGAACAGAAAUGCCAGAACGUGGUGCGCAUCGACUGCGCGGCCGGCCAGUGCACGCUGACGAACCCGGCUGACCGGUCGGCGCCGGCCAAGACUUUCUGCUUCGAUGGGGCGUACGACUCCAACUCGACCACCGAGCAGAUAUACGACGACAUCGUCUACCCCAUCGUCGAGAGCGUGAGCGAGGGCUACAACGGCACCGUGUUCGCGUACGGCCAGACGGGCUGCGGCAAGUCGUUCUCGAUGCAAGGCGCGCCGCGGGCGCCCCAGCAGAAGGGCAUCAUCCCGCGCUCGUUCGAACACGUGUUCGAGGCCAUCGCCGCGGCCGACUCGUCCAAGUACCUGGUCCACGCGUCCUACCUCGAGAUCUACAACGAGGACGUGCGAGACCUGCUGGCCGAGGACACGCGCAAGAGGCUCGACCUCAAGGAGCAUCCCGACAAGGGCGUCUACGUGCCCGGCCUUUCCCUGGUGCCGGUGCACGACGUGUCCUCGUGCGAGUCGGUGAUGGAGCGCGGCUGGCGCAACCGCUCGGUGGGCGCGACGCUCAUGAACGCCGACUCGUCGCGGAGCCACUCCAUCUUCACCAUUCACCUGGAACAGAUGGAGCUCAACGCGCGCAACAGCAUACGCACGGGCAAGCUCAACCUCGUCGACCUGGCCGGCAGCGAGCGACAGGCCAAGACAGGCGCCAGCGGUGAGCGCCUGCGGGAGGCGACCAAGAUCAACCUGUCGCUCUCGGCGCUGGGCAACGUCAUUUCGGCGCUGGUGGACGGCCGCAGCAAGCACAUCCCGUACCGGGACUCCAAGCUGACGCGGCUCCUGCAGGACUCCCUGGGCGGCAACACGCGCACCCUGAUGCUGGCCUGCAUCUCGCCGGCCGACGUCAACUACGACGAGACGCUGAGCACGCUGAGGUACGCCAGCCGCGCCAAGAACAUCCAGAACCGGCCGUGCGUCAACGAGGACCCCAAGGACGCGCUGCUGCGCGAGUACCGCCAGGAGCUGGAGCGGCUCAAGCAGCUGCUCUCCGGGGGAUCGUUCAUGGCCACGCCGGCGGCGUCGUCUGCGACGCCCGAAGAACGACCAGACAGUAACAGCGAAGUGGUGAACCAGCUAAAGAACGACUACGAGGCCCAGAUGACCGAGCUGCGCAACAAGUACCGCGAGGAGCAGGAGAGCCGUGCCAAGCUGAUGAUGGACGUGGAGAAGAUGCGGAGCCUGUUUCAGAUGCAAAUGCAGAAGGUCGAGCAGAAGCACAGAGACGAGGAGAUAUCAGAGAGAAAGGGAGAUGGUGUGAUCACGGAUCAAGCGAGCCUGGUCCAGAUGCAAGCGAGGGCUCUGGAAAGGUUGCGCGAGUUGCAAGGCAGGAUGCUGGGCGGCGAGAAGAAACACGACGCCGAGCUGAAGGCGAAACGCGCCAAGAGAAAAAGCAUGGCCGAGAAGAGGAUUCGUGCGUUGGCAGAGGCUUUGGCCAAAGUGGACGAUGAAGAGCGCACAUUGCUGCCUGAUUACGACGACAUCAACGAGGAGCUCAAGGUCAAAUCCUCAUUGAUACGAAAGGCGAAACGAAAGAUCCAGACGCUGGAGCAGGAGGUGCGCGACCUCCAGCGGGAGUUCGAGAGCGAGCGCACCGACUACCUGGAGACCGUCCGGCGACAGGACCAGCAGCUGCGGCUCCUCUCGCAGAUCCUGGACAAGGUGCAGCCGUGCAUCCGCCGAGACUCCAACUACGCCGACCUGGAGGCCGUCAAGGCACAGAGCGUGUGGGACCAGGACGCACAGCGCUGGAGGCUGCCCGAGUUCACCGUGCAGCAGACCAAAUUGCCACCCGCGGCCGGUAUGUGA
This is a messenger RNA of Rhipicephalus microplus (southern cattle tick), 1905 nucleotides long. RefSeq names its product osmotic avoidance abnormal protein 3. NCBI's taxonomy places the organism in Eukaryota, Metazoa, Arthropoda, Arachnida, Ixodida, Ixodidae. Gene Ontology annotation, biological process: microtubule-based movement. Gene Ontology annotation, molecular function: microtubule motor activity; microtubule binding; ATP binding. The record is from RefSeq and is a predicted model, not a curated record.